AUGUCUAUGCGCUUCUCCUCAGUGUCCAAGCGGCUGGACUCCCCCGGGCGGCUCUCGGGCGGGGCCGCAGGCUUCACAGCUGGGAACGCCUGUGGAGUCCCAGGCAUUGGAAGCGGCAUCUCUUGUGCAUUCGGGGGCAGCCCGUCAGCAGGAGGCUAUACGCUGGGCGCAGGAAGUGACCCUUGCGCUGCCUUCGCUGGGACUGAGCAUGGCCUCCUGUCUGGCAAUGAGAAGGUGACCAUGCAGAACCUCAACGACCGCCUGGCCUCCUACCUGGACAACGUGCGCGCCCUGGAGGAGGCCAACGCCGACCUGGAGCAGAAGAUCAAGGGCUGGUACGAGAAAUUUGGGCCUGGCUCUUGCCGGGGCCUGGACCACGACUACAGCAGAUACUUUCCCAUCAUUGAUGACCUCAGAAACCAGAUAAUCUCCGCCACCGUGAGUAACGCCAAUGUGGUGCUGCAAAAUGACAACGCGAGGCUGACCGCUGACGACUUCAGGCUGAAGUAUGAGAACGAGCUGGCCCUCCACCAGAGCGUGGACGCCGACAUCAACGGGCUGCGGCGAGUCCUGGACGAGCUGACCCUGUGCAGAGCCGACCUGGAGAUCCAGCUGGAGGCCCUCACUGAGGAGCUGGCCCACCUCAAGAAGAACCACGAGGGGGAAAUGAAGGCUCUGCAGUGCGCGGCGGGGGGCAACGUGAACGUGGAGAUGAACGCGGCCCCCGGUGUGGACCUCACAGUGCUGUUGAACAACAUGCGGACCGAGUACGAGGCGCUGGCGGAGCAGAACCGCAGGGACGCCGAGGCCUGGUUCAAUGAGAAGAGUGCCUCACUGCAGCAGCAGAUUUCUGAAGACACCGGAGCCACCACCUCAGCCAAGAACGAACUCACGGAGAAGAAGCGUGUGGCGCUAGCCCUGGAGAUCGAGCUGCAGUCUAACGUGGCCUUGAAACACUCCCUGGAGUGCUCGCUGAGCGAGACCGAGGGCAACUACUGCUCGCAGCUGGCCCAGCUCCAGGCGCAGGUCGGGGCCCUGGAGGAGCAGCUGCACCAGGUGCGGACGGAGACCGAAGGCCAGAAGCUGGAGUACGGGCAGCUGCUGGACCUCAAGGUGCACCUGGAGAAGGAGAUCGAGACCUACUGCCGCCUCAUCGACGGAGACGACGGAUCUUGUUUCAGAUCAAAGGGCCAGGGAGGACCAGGAUAUCAGAUAAGAGAUGCGCCGAAACCCAUCAUUGUUAAAACAGUUGUGGAAGAAACAGAUUGUCGCAGCCAAGUUUUCCCAUCCAGAAUUCAGACCAUCGAAGAGAAACCCAGCAAAAUCAACAAGAAUGAACAGAGGGUAUCCCCACCAAGAAAGGACAGCUCCCUAAAUUAA
Messenger RNA from Octodon degus (degu), 1380 nucleotides. Its product is annotated as keratin, type I cytoskeletal 27. Bases 1 to 1380 code for a protein of 459 amino acids. The transcript has 8 exons. Gene Ontology annotation, biological process: intermediate filament organization; hair follicle morphogenesis. The record is from RefSeq and is a predicted model, not a curated record. NCBI's taxonomy places the organism in Eukaryota, Metazoa, Chordata, Mammalia, Rodentia, Octodontidae. Gene Ontology annotation, molecular function: structural molecule activity.